CAGCAUUUGAAUAUCCAUGAGCGUUAAACUUGUCAGGUUCACCAUGUAUCGCAUAGUUGUCGUCGCGUUCGCACUUGUGUCGCUGACAGCCGGCGCAGCACUGCCUGAUGAGUCUCAAGCAAGAAUCAUAUCAUACGACAGCACGAGUGAUCCAGACGGGAGCUACAAUUUCAGCUACGAGACAUCCAAUGGCAUAACUCGUUCAGAAUCGGGACGUUUAGUAAAUGUCGGUCAAGAAGACGAGCAUAUUGAGGUCUCAGGAUCAUACUCAUACACAGACACUGAUGGCAAACCAGUCUCCGUUUUUUACACAGCUGAUGAAAAUGGAUUCCAAAUUCAGGGACCAGUGCCAGUGAACCGAGACCGAUACUUCCAACCAAACGUAGUAGCCUCUUUAUUGGGAAAAUAACGGCCAGCAGACUUAAAAAAGCAA
Messenger RNA from Trichoplusia ni (cabbage looper), 433 nucleotides. Its product is annotated as endocuticle structural glycoprotein SgAbd-5-like. Lineage: Eukaryota; Metazoa; Arthropoda; Insecta; Lepidoptera; Noctuidae. Gene Ontology annotation, molecular function: structural constituent of chitin-based larval cuticle. The coding region runs from base 17 to 409 and encodes 130 amino acids. The transcript is spliced from 4 exons. Gene Ontology annotation, cellular component: chitin-based extracellular matrix. The record is from RefSeq and is a predicted model, not a curated record.